AUGAACCCAUCGCAUGGAAUACCAGCAUUUCAUAAUGCAAACAAUGGCUUCGCAGCACCGGUGUCGGCAGAUCCAAUGUUAUCUCAAUGGUUGCCGCAUCAGAGUGCAGCUGUGUCAGUCCCAGUAACUGCGCCAAGUCAGCACAUCUGGCAUAACGGACAGCCAACCGGAUGGACAGCAGUGAGACCCCAGAGUCUCCCAGCCACCUACAGGAAGCCUAAACGCGUAAGAACGGCGUUCACAACGGAUCAACUGCUGGCGCUAGAACAUGAGUUUAUGUUGACUCCUUUUUUGGCUAGACAUAGACGUCUGCAGUUAGCAGACGUGUUGCACCUAAAUGAGAGAACCAUCAAAAUUUGGUUUCAAAAUCGGCGAAUGAAAGAAAAGAAAGCCAGUUUAGAGAGCCAAAGUUCCUCUGGUGACAGUCCUGAAAAUAAUGAGGGGCCAAUAAUGCACUACCCGAGCAUGGCCCCGAGUUAUUCAGAAAUAACUACGCCAAUGUCACCAAAUUUUAUGCUAGAACCACCUCAAUAUUCUCAAUGCAUGUAUGGUACUCAGCCCGUUAUAUCUCCGAGCAAUAUCCCGGCACAACCCUACCAAGCCGCAGUCCAAGCUCCCGCCCGAACAGAACCACUUCUUCCACUACCGGAGCUGCCAGCUCCAAUUGUUCCUAGUGAGAUAGACAACUUUCAAUGGCCUGAUGAGGCUGAAGAUCAACACAUGUUAACUCCGUUAUAA
Spodoptera litura is the source of this 738-nucleotide messenger RNA. RefSeq names its product homeobox protein Hox-A3-like. The record is from RefSeq and is a predicted model, not a curated record. Lineage: Eukaryota; Metazoa; Arthropoda; Insecta; Lepidoptera; Noctuidae. Gene Ontology annotation, molecular function: DNA-binding transcription factor activity, RNA polymerase II-specific; RNA polymerase II cis-regulatory region sequence-specific DNA binding. Gene Ontology annotation, biological process: regulation of transcription by RNA polymerase II; anterior/posterior pattern specification; embryonic skeletal system morphogenesis. Gene Ontology annotation, cellular component: nucleus.